AUUGAUUUGGAAAUCAAAGAUUUCGACGACAUUCCGCUGAGAAUUGCGGAACAGGUACAGGAUCAAUUAUUGGAACAGAAGAAAGAAGUUAUUGCUGAACCAAUCAAACUGCUACGAAAUUCUGUGAAGCUUGGUAUGAUGUUAGCUGGCAAAAACAUUUCUGGAUUUGAAAACAAAACGAUUCGGCUUGCUUCGCCAAGAUUUUUCGGCAUCGUUCCCGAAGAUGUCAGCAAUGAUGAGACUCGUUUACUGUCACCGUCACUUUUCAAUUUGCAUGAAGAAGGUGAUGAAGUGGAGAAACUGUUCAGCAUUCCAAGCUUUAUUCGAGCAGUUAAAUCCAUUAAGAUUGGCGAUCACGAGGACUUGUUAGAUUUCAUUUUCGAAGCUGCUGGUGUCACAGACGCUCUUGAUUCUGCCAAAGAGAAACUAAAGCAAAAAGGUGAGACGGUGAAUACAGCACGAGGUAUCGAUGGACAACCGCUUUACUUCACCAAAUCUAACGUAACGGAGUUGUACGGCGAUGUGGAAGAACGCAAAAUCGAUACAUUCGAAACACUUUAUAAAUCCUUGACGCCAGAGCAGGUGCGACGCUUUUGA
Molecule: messenger RNA, 597 nt
Organism: Gongylonema pulchrum
Lineage: Eukaryota; Metazoa; Nematoda; Chromadorea; Rhabditida; Gongylonematidae
Source: the annotation of a GenBank genome assembly